Molecule: messenger RNA, 486 nt
Organism: Aspergillus terreus NIH2624
Lineage: Eukaryota; Fungi; Ascomycota; Eurotiomycetes; Eurotiales; Aspergillaceae
Exons: 3
Coding region: 1-486 (161 amino acids)
Source: RefSeq, a predicted model, not a curated record
AUGAAGCUCUCUCUCGCUGCCGUCUCCUCUUUCGUCGCCGCCUCCGUUGCGGCCUCUCUGCCCGCCGCCUUCACCCUGGUGGCUGACGGUGGCAACACCGUUCUCACCGAUGGCACCAACGCCUAUAUCAGCAAGAACGGCUCUGAUUACCCUGCCCUCGACAUCCUUAUUCUCCACUCCUCCAACAACCAGGUCACCUACACCGCCGAGGACUCUACCCCCACCGGCUGGCAGAACCUCUAUGUCGUCGAGGGCAAGGUCGACCCCAUCGCCCUGACCGUCCCUCACUCCGGUGCCACCCCCGAUGGUGCCAACAUGACCGGCUUCGGCAUGACCGAUGACGGCUACUUCACCUUCAACGGCGUGCAGGCCUUCGUCGUGGACCCGAACGCCGGGGAGCGCCAGGAGAUCUACUACCAGUCGCCUAAUGUCCCCACCCCGUUCACCUCCGCUUUCCUGUGGGUGAAGGAGUGCAAGGGCUGCUAA